This is a messenger RNA of Athalia rosae (coleseed sawfly), 4507 nucleotides long. RefSeq lists its product as uncharacterized. Bases 1758 to 4076 code for a protein of 772 amino acids. NCBI's taxonomy places the organism in Eukaryota, Metazoa, Arthropoda, Insecta, Hymenoptera, Athaliidae. The transcript has 2 exons. The record is from RefSeq and is a predicted model, not a curated record.
GGGUUAUGUUUUCAGGGGGUCAUAUCAAGAUCUAUAGCUGAUGUUACUCACUCACUCAUCUCACUCUGAAACUGAGUCAAUUUGUUUGUCGUGAACCUGACUUUUGUAGUGCGAAUCUGACUGGGUUUUACCGGUUUUUCUGGAGUUCUUGUUCGAAAUUUCAGAUAAAAAAAAUCCAUUUUCCGCAAGGUUCGCCAUUUGCGAAAAUUAUGAGUAAAUUUUUCAACGUGUUGUUGCUGAUACGAAUAUUCUGAGAUCUCACCGAUCAUGUGUGAAAUUUUUGCCAUUCGUAGACGGAAUUUGCGUUUCCGAUAACAUUCGAAAAUCGGAACAUCUCUCGAGAACCCGAAUUCGAUCCAUAAUUCAAAGAGUCUCUAAAGUGUCCAUAUUGGUGAUAACAUAUUUGUAUAAUUUUAUCGACAAUUUGAAAAAUAGCGACCAUCGCGGAAAAUUGAUGUUCACAUGUAGUGAAUAUCAGAAAAUCUGCGAAAAAUCUGCAAAAAUCCCACCUAUCAUAGGUAUAAGCGACCCCCAAAAUACGUCUCGGAGAAAAGAUUUCUCGAGACUUUCUCUAGAAUUGGAAAAAAUGGUGUACUUAGUGUCGUGUCGAGAUUUCGGGAAAGAUGAUUUCAAACAAUUGGGUGCUCCAAAAGAAUUUCUUUGAGAAAUGAAAUCGGUACAAUUUGUGUUGAAAAGUCGAACUGAAGACAAGCAAUUUUACGUGACAUCAUAGUCCGAUACCUAUGACAUGGCCCCCUCAGAACUUGUAACUUCCAAAUUCAGGCCGAGUCACGGUUAGAGGAAAUAAAUAAAAGGAAACACAAAUUCUGUCAACAAUCGUGUCAACUUCGGCUCAUGAUCUAGAAAGUAUCCAGAAUUUUGUCUCGGCGAGAAAAUUGUGCCAGAAUUUUUUUUUUUUGACAAUGACAUACCUCGCAAAAAUUGGAUUUCGUGAUUUGAAUUAUGAUGAACAUCUUCACAACAAUGGAAAAAUAGAGUAAAAAGUGCAUCAGCAAUACAGUACAUAAUCCAUGCAUGGGUUUACGGUGUACAAAUAAACGUAGUAUCAAAUUUUGCAUGCAAUAGAGUGGCUUUUUACAAGAAUCUGCGGUACAACCCGGGUGUUCAGAAGACUCUGAACAUUUUUUGUCAGCUCUCUUGGGAUCGGCCAUAGUGAGAAACGAAGAUGGGUUGAAACCAAAAUGGACCGGGAGGCCGUUGAAUUAGGGGGCAUGGGUUCAAGAUUUUACUAAUUUUGCUGAGAAUGAAAACGCGGGAGAUGUUUUAAAUCCUAUCAAAAAAAAAUUCAAAAAAUUAUGAAAUAAUGAAAACGUUUUCGAAAUAAUAGGAUUAGCUAUAACAGGGUGUCCAGUUAUCAUGGAAUUUCUGGAAUCAUGGAAAUAUCAUGGAAUUUGACAUACUCUUGAAAAAACCUGGAAAUAUCAUGGAAUUUCAUACCGGUUCUGGAAUUUUUCAAAUAAUCUUAAAUCUCUCGCGAAUUUUUCUUCGAGAUGUCAGCGUUAGUGCGUGAGUUUAGAACUUGGCGUAACUCGGAAUUGUUCGGAAAUACUCGGAAGCCUUCGGCUAUCGCGCCUGUAUCCAGCUCGUGACUGACUUCACUUUGUUUUGCUACGUGAUAAAUAUUGCGGCAUCAACUGUGUGUCUGUGAGCAAUUUCGCGAUGUGAACUCUACAAUAAGUGUGAGGUCUCACCUAAAUUCGAUCAAAAAAGAGUGUCAUCAUUUCCGAUUUUCGAAAAUGCCGAAAGUAAAUAAGUGCUCCUUCAACAAACUUUGGAUACUUGACGAUGCUCUGUCAUGGGUGAGACCAGUGUCAACUGAUCCGUAUUCUGCAUUUUGCACUUUGUGCAAGGUACCAAUCUUCCUCAGCAAUAUGGGGGAGAGUGCUUUAACUAGCCAUAAAGAUGGAAAGAAGCAUAAAGCGAUGGCAAUUAACCAAAAGACGACCCUUCCCAUUUAUACUGCUCUGAAAAUCUCUAACAAUGGAUCAACCACUUCAAGUACAGAAGCUACAACUUCAAAGCAGUCCGACGAAAAUGAUCCUCCUACACCAAUUUUGGCAUUCUCAGCGCUGCGUUCACCAGAUUGUAUAACUCCUGCCAGUUCUCACAACAGCAUCAAUAGAUUUAGCAAUAAGUUAAAUUUGAAUACCUACCUUGUAAACGAUUCUGCAACGAAAGCAGAAAUUCUGUGGUGCUUACACUCGGUAAUGCGCCACAGUUCUUUGCGUGAUAUAGAAAGUGGCUUAUCGAUGGCUAAAGUUAUCUUUCCAGAUAGCGAAAUUGUGAAAAAAGUAAAACUCAGUAAAUCCAAAGCAUCGUACCUGAUUGUGUAUGGAUUAGGUCGGUAUUUUCAAGAUCAGUUGGAAAGUCUUGUUAAAAAAUGUGAUAUUUUAGUUGUAGGAUUUGAUGAGAGUUUAAAUAAGAUUAGUGAAAAAGAGCAAAUGGAUAUUGCAAUCCGAUUUUGGGAUGUCGAAAAGAAUGAAGUCUCUACCCGGUACCUGACUUCCUUAUUUUUGGGUCACACAACUGCUCAAGAUUUAAUGGAUGCGUUCACUAAUAAUUUACCCAAAGAUUUACUGAAAAAGAUACUACAAGUCUCCAUGGAUGGUCCAAACGUAAAUCUAAAAUUUGUCAAAGACCUUCAAAUCGAAUUGAAGGAGAUUUCUGGAAAUAAAAAGUUACUUGACUUGGGUACUUGUGGACUGCAUACAUUGCAUGGUGCGUUUAAAACAGGUAUCACCAGUACCCAAUGGAACCUCAUUCCAUUCUUACGAGCACUGUAUAAUCUGUUCAAAAAUGUGCCGGCGCGUAGAGCUGAUUAUAUCAGUGCAUCAGGUUCUACAUUAUUUCCAAAAAAGUUCUGUGCCAUCAGAUGGUUGGAGAAUAUUCCUGUCGUUGAACGAGCUCGUGCUAUUUUACCGCAUGUACGAAAGUAUAUCGAAAAGUGUAAUAAAGAUAAAAAAGUUCCGAAGUGCAAUAGUUAUCAAAUCGUUACAGAUUCAUUGGGGGACAAAUUAUUAGAUGUAAAAUUGGCCUUCUUUCAAUCUUUUGCCAGUGAGAUCGAACCUUUUUUGAGAGAGUUUCAAUCCAAUGAUCCGCUUGCUCCGUUUUUGUACAAUGCUGUUGCGUCUGUAUUAAUGACAACUAUGUCCAGAUUUGUAAAGCCAGAAGUUUUAAAAGCAUACAGUCUAACGAAAAUUGAUCUAGAAAAAGCUGAUAACCUCCUGUUUGCAAAAGACAUAAAUCUUGGAUAUACGACGAAUGAUGCCUUCCGCCAUACGAAACUUGUCAAGCCUGUUGAUAUUUCGCGAUUUCGAGAGGAAUGUCGCAAAUGCCUUCGAAUAUUUGUCACCAAAAUUUUGCAAAAAUCACCACUGAAGUUUCCAAUAGUGAAGGCAAUCUCUUGUUUUAACCCAGCUAUAGCUAUUAAAAAUGAUUUAUCUUGCAAGCGAUUAUCCACAGCUUUGGAGAUCUUCGUGGAAAGUAAUUGGAUUUCAGGCAUACAAGCGAACAAAAUCGAUCGAGAGUACAAACGAAUUAUUAGUUUACCAACAGUCCAAGAAAAGUUCAAACAGUUCAAGCGAACAGAACGUCUGGAUCAUUUCUGGAUGCGGUUGAUAGAGCUGCAUGGCACGGAAAGCUACACUAACUUGCGAGAUUUCACCAAAAAAGUGAUGAUUCUUUCGCACGGUAAUGCUGCUCUUGAAAGAGGGUUUUCCAUCAAUCGUGAAUGUUUGUUAGAAAAUCAGAAAGAGAAAUCUUUAAUUGGGCAAAGAGUAAUUCACGAUGCCAUAGUUGCCCAAGGUAAUGAUUUGGAAAAUUUGACUGUUACCAAAAGUAUGAUUCACGCAGCGCGUAAUGCACAUGCUUGGUAUUCAGAGGCAGUUUCAAAGGAAAAAAAAGAACGAGAAGAGGCAAAUAAGCUGCACAAUGAAAAAAAACGAACUGCAGCAGCAUUGAAAGAACUCGAAUCAAAAAAACGAAAAAUAUUUGACAAUGCUUGCAAAGAAGCUGCUCAAAUAAAAGAUGAAAUGGCACAAUUGCAGCGUCGUUAAAUAAUAUGCCUCCCCUUGUUUUAAUCGUACUGUAAAACUUUAGAUACCUAAACCUAGAGUACAAAUGACAAAUGUUUAUGGAGUUCCCAUUAUCAUUUUACGAAAUGUAAUAUUCGUAAAGUACUGAGCUCUGCUUUGAAUUUAAACUUAUGUAUCAACGCUAUGAUUUGGAUUGAUGUAACUAGAUUAACGAUGCUAUAAUUUUCAAAAGAUUGCUAUAAACUUUUCAUCGUAAUUUUAAGUAUUUAGUUUGAAAUCGUAAAUCAAAAGUUCCAGUAACAAAUGUUUUUUUAAGUUCCUAUUUGCAUUUAAGUAAUGUAAAAUUCUAAACGUAUACUGAGCUGUACUCUAGUCAAAAAUAAACUAUAUUCUUGUUGAUAUUUCUGUUGUAUUUUCCUUCAUUGUCCACCAUAAUCGACCUGGAAAAAUCA